Heterostelium album PN500 is the source of this 159-nucleotide messenger RNA. RefSeq lists its product as uncharacterized. NCBI's taxonomy places the organism in Eukaryota, Evosea, Eumycetozoa, Acytosteliales, Acytosteliaceae. The coding region runs from base 1 to 159 and encodes 52 amino acids. The record is from RefSeq and is a predicted model, not a curated record. The transcript has 2 exons.
AUGUUAAUCAAAUCUAUUAUGAAUCUUUCAGUUCAACCAAACAAUAAUAGCGAUAAGUUGAAUUCCUCUUUUAAUCAAUCAAUAAAUAGCGCAACUAAUCAAACCAAUACUCAAUUAACUAAAACUCCAUGGACACAAGCUUUUUGGACAUGUUGGUAA